Molecule: messenger RNA, 1459 nt
Organism: Musa acuminata AAA Group (dessert banana)
Lineage: Eukaryota; Viridiplantae; Streptophyta; Magnoliopsida; Zingiberales; Musaceae
Product: transcription factor bHLH63-like
Exons: 7
Coding region: 131-1231 (366 amino acids)
Biological process (GO): regulation of DNA-templated transcription
Cellular component (GO): nucleus
Molecular function (GO): DNA-binding transcription factor activity; protein dimerization activity
Source: RefSeq, a predicted model, not a curated record
CUCCUUCCUUCCCCUCUCCAUGAUCAUUUGAUCCACUCCCCCAGUCCAUUUGUUGUAUAUAUAUAAAGGUCCUCAGAAGGCUAUAGGGCGAGAGCUGUCUGAAAGCGUUCGAAGAGAGCCUUCAAAGAUCAUGCAGGGCCUACGAGCUCCUCCUGUUGAUCUCUCGGUUCUGGAGAGGCAAGGGGCGUGCCUGCUGAAUUGGCAGCAGCAGGGCCGAGAGCAGUCAAAUUAUAAUCCUCGCGGCGGCGGCUACUGCAGGCAGAUGCAGACUUCCUUCCAGGCGCUUCCCAGUGGCAGCGGCGGGGAGAAGAACGCGAACCACGGCGACGUUCAUGGAUCGAUCGACUGUUUCAGUAACGGAUGGCCUGAUCUUGCUAAUAUUCGUUAUCCCGUUCAUGGUGCUGCUAAUGUUGAGGAAACAAGUAUUACUAACGUAAGCAGCAACAGUUCAAGGAAGAGGAAGACAGAUAAAUCUCCCAGAUCAAAGCAAAAGGAGAAUGGUGGAGGUGGCAAAGGUGACAGCAGCUGUAAGAGAAUUAAAGAAGAGACGGGGGGAGGGGCAACCUCAGAGACGGGGCAACCCAACAAGAAGGAAGCAGCAUCUGGAGAUGCCUCGAAGAAGAAUGACAAACCUCCGAAGACCGACUGCAUUCAUGUCAGAGCUCGCCGGGGUCAGGCCACUGACAGUCAUAGCUUGGCCGAAAGAGUGAGAAGGGAGAGGAUCAGCCAGAGGAUGAAGUACCUCCAGGAUUUGGUGCCCGGAUGUAGUAAGAUAACGGGAAAAGCUGGUAUGCUAGAUGAGAUCAUUAACUAUGUCCAGUCUCUCCAAAGACAAGUCGAGUUCUUGUCGAUGAAACUUGCUACCGCGAGCCCAUUGAUGGACAUCAACAUCGACAACAUCUUCGGUAGAGAGCUCCCGAUGCUGGUGCAGAUAAAUCCGUCUUGCAAAUCAGGCAGCACUGCGAUGAUCGGCAUGUCGUCGGAGCUGCUGGACCAAUCCUACCUUCGAUUCGACACCUUACAACAACCUCAUCCUUGCUCCGGGCUCGACACGUUCAUGGAUUCUUCGGAUUUAGUGCUUCGGCAGACCGUCAAUCCACCAGUAGCAGUGCCUGAUGCAUCCUUUGGUUCAUCUUUUGAUGUCAAUGGGUGUUCUGUUUGGAGUACAAACCUGCAAAGCUUGUAUGGCGUGGAUUUCCAGCAAGGAAGAGGGGCAGCCCUCCCCUUCUAAUCAUUAGAAGGAAGUGUCUUACCUAACAAUCUCAAGAUGGAGAUGUGAUGGUUAAUCCUCGUCCUUGGAGUCUGAGUAUAUGCAUGCUCCUACCGCUGAGGCCCAGAGAUUGCUCGCCGUAAAUAUUUGUUGUAAUUGUAUUCAUUCAUGCUGCAGCAAUGCGAACCAACGUGCAUGAUAUCGACCAUGUUCCUGUUACCUUCCAAUAGGACUCCAAUUGGUUCUGCA